Rattus rattus (black rat) is the source of this 2127-nucleotide messenger RNA. It is a transcript of the gene Pip5kl1, whose product is annotated as phosphatidylinositol-4-phosphate 5-kinase like 1. Gene Ontology annotation, biological process: phosphatidylinositol metabolic process. The record is from RefSeq and is a predicted model, not a curated record. Lineage: Eukaryota; Metazoa; Chordata; Mammalia; Rodentia; Muridae. Bases 59 to 1879 code for a protein of 606 amino acids. The transcript is spliced from 10 exons. Gene Ontology annotation, molecular function: phosphatidylinositol kinase activity.
GGUCACUUCUUUCUCUGUUUUUAGUUUCUCUACCUGAGAGACAGUCAAUGGGAAUUUCAUGGCUAAAAAGACCCAAGAAACGCGAUUUAAGCUAUCUGCCGCCACAGACAACCCUAGAGGCGUACGUCCUCGGUUCAAAAGGAAAUUGAGAGGAGAAUCAUCUCUCCAGCACCCCAACCAAAGCUCAACGAGCCCAUCUAGCCAGAACCAGAGUUCAGAGGAUGCUGCAUCCUCGGGGGUGGAACCCAAGGGCAAGGGCCAGCGUCGCUUUCGUGGAUUGAGUGCAAAGCAUACAACGGUGACAAGAAGGCCUUUUCUACGGCACCUCAGCCAGCAGACUCAGUCCGGUCAGGACCAGGGUUCAGAGGAUCCUGCAUCCCCGGAGGUGGGACCCGCAGGCAAAGGCAAGCGCCCUCCUGGCGAAUUGAGUCCAGAAAGUGCAACGGUGGCAAGAAGGCCCUUCCCCCGAUACCUCAGCCGACGCCAGGCAGCUUUGAAGGACCAGGACCAGAGUUCAGAGGAUGCUGCAUCCUUGGAGGUGGGACCCGCAGGCAAAGGCAAGCGCCCCUCUCGAAGAUUGGGCAGAAAGGUGACAGGAGCGCCGCGAUUGGUCGUUCGCAAUGCGGAGGCGGGGCCUGACUCCUGCAACCCGGCCUCGGAGCCAAAUCAAGAGAAGCUGCACCUGGGGGCGAUGGCCGCAGUAAGCCUUGGUUCCCGCGAGAUCCCGUCCCACUCCCUGGAUGUUGGAAACAGGUCCAUUUCCUCAGGGAGCCGCCGUGGUCUCUUUUGGCACCUCCGAGCCAAGCAUUCUAGAGUUGGCCUGUUUGAGAUCGGUCCAGGACACGAACUGCAUAGAAUGACACGGAUGAUGCAGGAAGGGCUGUGGGCUGCCACCCAGGUCUCCAUGAACAACCCACCCACGGGACCUCCUACCCAGAAGGAUUUCCUGGAAGUCAUGACCCAGGUUCAUGAAGAGGGCUUCGAACUGGGCACCCUGGCUGGUCCAGCUUUUGCACGGCUGAGGCGAUCCAUUGGCCUGACUGAAGAAGACUACCAGGCUACUCUUGGCCCUGGUGACCCCUACCUUCAAUUCCUCAGCACCUCCAAGAGCAAGGCCAGCUUCUUCCUGUCCCACGACCAGCGCUUCUUUGUGAAGACCCAACGACGCCAGGAAGUGCAGGUGCUGCUCGCCCACCUGCCCCGCUACGUGCGGCACCUGCAGCAGUACCCACACUCCCUGUUGGCACGGUUGCUGGGAGUAUACAGUUUGCGGGUGGCUCAGGGGAAAAAGAAGUACUUCAUCAUCAUGCAGUGCAUCUUCUACCCUACCAGCCGCAUCUCUGAGAGGUAUGACAUCAAGGGUUGCGAAGUAAGCCGCUGGGUGGAUCCAGUCCCUGAGGGCAGCCCCCUUCUCUUGGUGCUGAAGGACCUCAACUUUCGAGAAAAGACCAUAAAACUGGGAACCCAGCGGAGCUGGUUCCUCCGCCAGAUGGCGCUAGACACCGCCUUCCUGCGAGAGCUGAAUGUGCUGGAUUAUAGCCUCCUGGUGGGCGUCCAGUUUCUCCACAAAGACGAAAAAGUCGAUUCCCACUGCCUCUUCGGGACAAUCAAGUCUGUACAAGGUGCACCAAAGUCGGAGAACAAGGACGGCCAGAACCGACGGAUGCUGCCCAACCUCCCCAAUGCCCUCCAUAUCGUGGACGGACCAGACCAACGCUAUUUUCUGGGCUUGGUGGACCUGACUACCGUGUAUGGGUUUCGCAAACGGCUGGAACAUCUGUGGAAGAUGGUGCGCUAUCCAGGCCAGAGCGUCUCCACUGUCAGCCCGGCUCACUACGCCCGUCGCCUCUGUCAGUGGGCGGAGGCGCACACUGAGUGACUCUUACCAAUUGGCCUUCUUCCCAUCCGGACAAUGCGCCCGCAACAAUUUUCCAGCUGUACCCAGGGAGCUAGCCUGCGGUUCAUCUAUAAGCCACAAGAGGGCAGCACCCUCAUAACUAAUGCUGUGAAGACUAAGCCCCAUUCGGUGUCGGUGCUGUACCACGCAUAGAGCAAGGACCCCCGAGCCCCUAUCCUUAGCUCGUUUACUAUUAAAAAAUGUUGAUAUUCUCUUUUUACAGACCACGA